AUCGACGAACGUUAAAAAAAGAGGUCUAUUCGUUUUUCAGCUUUCGACACGAUCUCGGACUCCCAUCGCAGUUUCAACAAGCACAAUUCCUAGAGAGAAGUGCUGCGCGAACACAAACGUAGUGAACAAUGAGGUUAAUCUAAGUAAAUUGGUCAUUGGUCAAGCGAUGAAUUUUAUUCCUCUCGAGCUAAGGCUUCGCUGGUAGAAGUUGUGAAGAAAAUUUAGGUCCGCGCAAUAAAAAAUGCAAUUAUCGCGAAUGUCUUGAAAAAGAAGGACAUCAGAUAAAAAAGGACAGAAGGACAAACAUCAAAAAAGAAGGACAUGUCCUUCCAAAGAAGGACGUCUGGUCACCCUGUUUUGAAAAGACACGAUCCGUUCAUGAAAAACCGAACUCUACUUGAUUUUGCAUCGUCAGUAUCGCCAAAAGGUGAAGAGAGGGAUAUAUUUGAAAAUGAGCUCAUGGGUCAGCAAAUACCUCUUCAAAUCCCACCAAAUCCAUUACCAAAUACAAGUUCUGGUGCCAGAAAUGUACAAAGAAAACUAACAGGUUCUGUGGAUACUAUUGUACGUAGAAAAUGACGGAUCAGAAAAUUGUACAAAUUCACGUCGCAAGUUGAGUGCUAUUGCAAACUAUGAGCGUUUUAUGCAAAGUGAAGUGAAUCGUAUCCCCCGUUUCCGGACUUCCUAGAACUGUCGGCCCCAGCAAGGGCACUUCUCCAGGACACUCCUUGAUUGCUCUCAUUUGCAUCGCAGCGUUAUUGUAUGAGGUUUCCACUGCGUGGUGCUAGAAUCCAGAACGCUUAUUAACUGAUACUAAAAGAAGAUGUACUUGAAGCCGCCUUUGGCCAAUGUAAAUGAGCAGUUGCAGUUUAGUUUGGUAUUGUUGGUGCUGGCACUUCUCGUGCAGGAAGAAGUUGAAGCAAAGAAGGUCAUAAUCCAUGUGCCCUACCACGUGAAAAACUUGAAGCACACCCACACAAUUUACAAGAUUAUUCCGCACCACGAGAAAAAAACAGAAGAACAUAGUUUCGUCGAUGGACAAAAUUACCAAUAUCAAAAAUGAUAAUAUCUUCAAAGAACAGAACUUUAAUUUUUAUACCGAAUAUUCACAUUGUUAGGUGAAAACGAGUCCAAAGAAUAGUGAGCAUUAUCGUACAAAUCUAUUCCAUAUAUUGUAAUUUAGUCAUUCCGUUGUACCAUUGCUGUGUUAACUUACGUGCAUGAAAAGUAUGAUAUGUAUACUAUAAUAAGAAACCUUGUAAAAAUGUAUGUAAUGGAAUAAAGUGUGCAGACCACAAUGAA
This is a messenger RNA of Belonocnema kinseyi, 1302 nucleotides long. RefSeq lists its product as uncharacterized. The record is from RefSeq and is a predicted model, not a curated record. NCBI's taxonomy places the organism in Eukaryota, Metazoa, Arthropoda, Insecta, Hymenoptera, Cynipidae. The transcript has 5 exons. Bases 824 to 1063 code for a protein of 79 amino acids.